Molecule: messenger RNA, 2031 nt
Organism: Theobroma cacao (cacao)
Lineage: Eukaryota; Viridiplantae; Streptophyta; Magnoliopsida; Malvales; Malvaceae
Source: RefSeq, a predicted model, not a curated record
AUGGCGGAACCUUAUAAAUUGGCCUUGAAUGAGGAAUGGGAAGGGAUGAAAAAGUUCUAUAAGAGAAACAAGGACGCCGUGGCAUUGCCUUUGACGGUGGUGAAUGACACCGCACUCCAUCUUGCAGUCUAUAGUGGAAGCAAGUAUCCCCUAAAAGAUUUGCAUGAGCUCUCACCACAAGCCUACUUAAUACAAAACGACAAAGGUAACACAGUUCUUCAUGAGGCAGCUGCCAUUGGGAACGUUAAAGCUGCAAAGUUUUUGCUUAAACGUUGCUCUACGGAGAUACUCGAUGUGAAAAAUGCUUUAGGUGAAACCCCUUUGUUCAGAGCUGCUGCAUUUGGUAGGUUUGAUGUGGUGAAGUUCUUGCAUUCUGAAGUCCGGAAGGGACAUGGCGACAUGGCUAUACACCGCACCAGAAAUGACAAAACCUCCAUUCUUUAUAUUGCCAUCCAAGCCCAACGCUUUGAGACAUCUUGGUGGUUGCUAGAGAAUGAUCGUGAACUAAUAGAAUUGGAGGAGCAAAGUGUCACAAGUUGUCUGCAGCUUCUGGCAAACAUGCCAACUGCUUUUAGGAGCGGAUGCUACAUGAACAAAUGGCAAAGACUUCUCUAUUUUUGCCUCCCUGAUUGUGAAGAUUAUGAUGACAACUACGGAGCUCAGGUACCCUUAUCUUCAAGUCAAGGGAACGAUUGUGAAAAGGGCUUCAAAAAGGAUUACCUCCGCCCCUCUAGAUAUCCAAAUAUCCGUACAGGAUGGUUCGAGGUGGACAGGAUAUGGAAGAAGAAAAGAAAUCAUGUAUCAGCUGUUAAAUUAGUUGAGCAGCUGAUACGAAAAGAUACUUCAUGGCAGCUCAAUCGGGUAGAACCAGAUCCGGGUGUAAUUUCCUUAGGAGCAAGCGGAGGAAAUCCAGGACAAAGCAGAGAUAAGAAGCCACCAAUUGCGAGCUCGCCUACGAGAUCUUUUGAUAUUGCUGUUGUUGGAGAAGGACAGGCCGCAAGCUCUAAUACAAGAUCUUUCGAGAUUGCAGUGGAGGGAGAAGGAGGAAGCAUGGGUCUAACCCCAUUGCUAAUAGCAAGUAGCACUGGAGUUCUGGAGAUUGUUAAAAGGAUACUUGAGGUGCAUCCUCAAGCAAUUGAGCAUGUAAGUAAUAUGGGUCAGAACAUUUUGCACAAAGCCGUUAAACAUCGUCAAAAGAAGAUUUUUAAACUUGUGAAGAAGAAGAAAGUUGCACUGAAUUGGUUGGUCGCAAAGGUAGAUAAUAAUAGCUGGAACUUACUACACCAUGCUGCAUAUAGCGAUUAUGUUGGCAAAUGUACCCACCCCAAUCCGGCACUCCAGUUGCAAGAUGAGCUCCGUUGGUUUGAGAGUGUAAAGACGAUAGUGCCCACAUUUUAUGCCUUACACCGCAACAACAAAGGUGAGACAGCUCAAGAAGUCUUCGAGAAAACUCAUUUGAAACUACUCAACGACGCAGAGGGUUGGUUAAAGCAGACCGCCAAGUCAUGCUCUGUCAUUACGGUUCUCAUUGCCACUGUGGCCUAUGCAGCAGCUUACACCGUACCAGGUGGUCUAGAUCAGAAAACUGGAAUCCCUGUCCUUAUCCACCACCAUUUCUUCUUGCUUUUCGCUAUCAUGGAUAUUUUCGCCCUGGUGACCUCCUUAACCUCGGCUAUAAUGUUCCUAUCGAUCCUGACUGCUCCUUUCAAGUACGAAAAUUUCCAAGACUCUCUCCCUCGGAAACUGACACUCGGUAUUACCUUCCAAUACCUCUCGGUGGCGCUGAUAAUGCUUGCAUUUGCAGCAACGAUUCUGCUGAUCGUUCAGCUGCAUGGACCCAGAGCAGUUCUCGUUUACAUUGUUGCAUUCCUCCCGGUUACCGUCUUUGCCAUCUUGCAUUUCCCUUUGUAUCUUGCAGGAGCCGAAACGGUGAGAAGCUUUUUCAGAUUCAUCAAAAAUGUCUUUCCCUUCAAUUUUAUCACUCGAUCAUCUUUUGGGAUCACGGCGUCCUCCGGUAGCAAAUCCCAGUGA